This is a messenger RNA of Ylistrum balloti, 2722 nucleotides long. RefSeq lists its product as uncharacterized. The record is from RefSeq and is a predicted model, not a curated record. Bases 86 to 2722 code for a protein of 878 amino acids. The transcript is spliced from 6 exons. Lineage: Eukaryota; Metazoa; Mollusca; Bivalvia; Pectinida; Pectinidae.
CCAUGUUAGAACGAGGAAAUAUGAUACUUGAUCUAGCUUCUUUACGUGACAAAUCAGCAUGAUACAGAUGAGAAGGACAUAGAAAAUGGCACAAGACAACAGUUUACAUAUUGCUGAUGGCAUAGACCUAGUAGAGGCAGCCAUUAGGGAAGUGAAAUUUCUGGAGAAAGUUGACCAGCAGCCGUCUCUAUAUAGUGGUCCUAUUGUGAGGAGGGCUAUUUACAGGUAUGAAUCUCUAUGGCUACCCCUGGCGGCCAGACACAACAAAAAUACACUGGUGGCUCCGCUCGAUAUAGCCUGGGUUUGGCACUGCCACAUGCUGGCACCUGUGGCCUACAUGAGGGACUGUGAGAAAGCUGUGGGGUGUGUAGUGGACUUCAAGAUAUUCCUCAACAAUAGAGAUAACCAGUAUAAUAUGGACCUGGCCAGGUCUUAUUGGGAAGAGAUGUACCCUGGUGAACCUUUUGCAGUUUGUCUGGAUGAAGCAAGCUGCUCAAAUACAGAUUUUACAUCCUCUUUUUCUUAUGAUCUGGAAAAAGCGGUCGGGAGACAGAGAGCUUUCUAUUAUCAAGUUUCUCUUCCACAUUAUCUGGAUAAAAAGUUUGUGUCAGCUGGUUUGAAACGCUAUGAAAAGUUCCUGUCUUUGAAGAAAAGGAAUCCUGACCUUUUCAUUGUACCCUGUUAUGACACAGACCUAAUCUGGCAUACACAUCAACUACAUCCUGUGAAAUAUAAAGAAGAUACAAUUAGAAUUCUUGGAACUCAUUUCAAUCAUGAUGAUUCUGUCAACGACAGGAGUUUGGGAUCAAAACUAUGUACAGCCAGCGGGGAGACACGAGCACGUUGGCGAGAAAUGUUCGGGGAAGAUUUUUCGAACUUUGGAGCCAUGUACAGGGGUGAUUCGCCUGCAGGCAAGUUACGUGAAAUCCCCAUGAUACAAAUUUAUGGAGAGUGUACAAAGAUUGCAAACUUUACUAUUCAAAGCAUUGAUAUGGACAAUGAAGCUAUGCAUGCUAAAAAAAUUAACAAUCUGAAGUUUAUCAGUAUACUUGAAGGUGGAAUAGACCUAGAAUUGUUGAAAUUGAAAAAGCCACAUGAGCAUGAUCAUAGACUUUGGAAUGAAACAAAUUUAGCUGCAAACAACAAAAACUACGAAAUUGACACUUACUUUAGCAAAACAGUUGAUCUAAGAAUAAGUAGAAAAACAGGGUUUGUGAAAAAGUUCACAGGAAAAACUUCUAGAAUCACGGGAAAUUUUGGAGUGGAUUCAAUACUGCAAAAAUGUUUAGCCAAUACUGACAAGGUGACGAGCGUUGGAACUGUAUGUGAAAUGUCAGACGGUUCCAUUUUGAAGUUACAGCAGAAUGUCGAGAUUACUAAGAUUUCCCAGUGUCGCCUCAGUGUAUUGUUAGGAUCAUUUGAAUAUGCUGUCAUGCCUGAAGCAUUGGAGCAACUGUGGGGCCCCAUUCCCUUACCACGCCUUCCACCUGGUCAACAGAAUUCAUGUUCAGUUGCAUCACACAGGAUAAGGAAUACUGAGGGGAAGGUGAUGUUUACUUGUCGUGUAAUACACAGCGUAGCCCUGCUAACUUCUGCAAUCCAGAUCUAUUAUAAGGACCAACUGGCAGUAGUGUGUCAUCUAGUCAGCACAGACCAGUUGCCUCUACCCUCUCAGGUGGAUAAAGAAGAUGCAUGUGCAGUGCUAAACCCUGUAAAGGGUGAACGGGCCAUACUCAUCAAGAAUAAUAAAGGUGACUGGGGGAUAGUAGUAGCAAAUUGGACUGGUCGAAAGCGGGGCAUCCCAGGAACUAAAGGUAAGCAAGGGGUACCUGGAAGUCAAGGUUACCUAGCGGUUAAAGUGUUUCGUAACUCUACGAAGGCGUGGACAACAGCUGAGGUGGUAAUGAAUCAUCAUUCAGAACAAUACACUGUGAAAACUGAUGGUGUUACUAUGGAAUUAUCAGAUGGGACAAUAACCUACAAGAAAAACUUUACAGAAAUGGCUGAGAACCUAGGACUUGUUUUUAGUGUCUCUCUUCUCCAUGUUCUUUGUCAGCCUCGACCAAAAGACUGGGAACCUGGAAAACCACUACUGACACCUACAAAAGUGCGAGGACGACUUCGCAUCCAGCAAGUUCCAUCUGAAGAUCAUGUGAUGCUUGUAGGAAUGGGAUUGCUGAUGCUUACACCGUGCAAUCAUUUCAUUAGGCACAAGUUUGGACAUCACAAGUCCAGACACUUCUUCCUGCAUGGCAACCAGGAUUUCAGUGAUGGCAGUGAUGAUGAUGGAGAAGAUUCACUCCAGAGAAACACAGAGUUAGGAGAUGGAGAAACUCGGGGAAAUCUUGACCUUCAACUAGAAAUUGAUGACAGUGAGAAGGAAGAAGAAAAGGAGGAGGAUGACUGGGAUAUUGAUUUUGACUUAGAGGGGGAUGACACAGGUGGUUGUGGGGGUUGUGGAGGUUGUGGGGGAGGGGGAGAUGACGGCGGGUCAGGCUGGGGAGGAGGUGGGGGCUCGGGUGGUGAUGGGGGAUGGGGUGGCGAUGGAGGCUGGGGUGGUGGAGAUGGGGGUGGAGGAGAUGCAGGCUGGGGUGGUGGAGAUGGGGGCGGAGGAGAUGCGGGCUGGGGUGGUGGUGGGGGAGAUGGUGGUGGCGAUGGAGGAGCAGGGGGCUGUGGAGGAGGGGGCUGUGGCGGAGGGGGAUGUGGAGGUUGUGGAGGAUAA